CUCUCCUUACUGUUCCAUCCCUUCAGCCUGCACACAUACCCACAGUACUGACGCGGCCCUCCGGUCAGAAACUGCUGUGAUUUCAGACACACAAAACAUCUGAACUGAGCAGUAUACAAGCGCAGAAUCACCACGCGGUCAUCGUCUAUGAAACGAGAGCGAGCACGCGCCGCACACAGGAGAGCAAAUGUGAGGGAAUAUAUCUGCAGACUACAGCUGCCACACUGAUGACAGAGCAAGAGGGAAGUCAGUUAGCCAGCUAACCAGCCAGAGCUAAACUCGACUACCAGGCAGGUAAAUGUGCAGCGAUCUGAACGGUUCAGCGACAACGUGCAACUCGAGCAUCUGAACGGAGCCGGACAUCCACUACAGACAGCAUUUCACAGACUGCACAGCCAUGAGGAGGGUGACAUUGCGCUGUGUUGCCCGGCUCGUAUUCGCAGCUUUGUGGCUGUUGGUGGAGGUGUGUCGCGCAGAGACCGGGGCCCCGAGUCUGGCCGAGAGAGUCAUCUGGGCUGUCAACGCCGGCGGGGACGCGCACACAGACGUGCACGGCAUUCAUUAUAAAAAAGAUCCACUGGAAGGAAAGUUGGGGAAAGCAUCAGACUACGGUAUCCGUCUUCCUAUCCUGCGCUCCAGCCCGGAGGAUCAGGUUCUUUACCAGACAGAGCGAUACAACGAGGAUACAUUUGGUUAUGAAAUACCUAUAAGAGAAGAAGGAGACUACAUACUGGUCAUGAAAUAUGCUGAGGUUUACUUUGCUCAGUCUCAACAAAAGGUUUUUGAUGUACGCUUAAAUGGCCACGUUGUGGUGAAGGAUCUAGAUAUCUUUGACCGUGUGGGUCACAGCACGGCUCAUGAUGAAAUAGUGCCAUUCUCAAUAAAAAGAGGAAAACUAAGUGUGCAUGGUGAAGUUUCCACUUUUAAUGGGAAACUCAGCGUAGAGUUUGUUAAGGGUUACUAUGACAACCCUAAGAUAUGUGCACUAUAUGUGAUGAAGGGCAAGCUAGAGGAUGUGCCCAAGCUGCAGCCACAUCCUGGACUGGAAAAGAGAGAGGAAGAGGAGGAGGAAGAAGAUGACGGCGAGGGGGGAGAAAGCGAAAAGAAGAGCGCCUCCACCGCUCCCAAGAACCCGGUUCGAUCCGGGCCACGCACCCCCAACCCGUACGCCACUGAUAACAGCAGCCUGAUGUUCCCUAUACUUGUGGCAUUCGGGGUCUUCAUCCCAACCCUCUUCUGCCUCUGCCGCCUGUGAGGGGAACACGUGAACGAGAGGGAGAGAGAGGAGAAGCGACGGACAUCAGGCUGUGGAGGGGUGGGGGGACUGGGCCGCACAGCCGUGGGGACAGGCAGAAAUAUAGACUGACGUUACAACACAUAGGGAGAGCAAAAGGUGGGCGAGAGACAUGCAGAAUUGAGGAGGUUUCAGAUAUUGCUGGUUCUUGAAAUUGGUGACCUGGAAAAUACAAGGAUUUUGAGCAUGAGUUCAUUUUAUGUGUGUGUGUUUGUACUUGUGUUCGUACACAUUUAAUAGCAAUUUUAGUUUGAGGAGAUCCGAGAGGUUCUGAUUGAAUGCACUUACACACACAUCUGCGGCAGGACUAACCACUUCACAAACCUGGUUUGUCCUGUCUAGCAGGAGAUAUUGAGGAAGAGCUGAAGACACACCUAGAUCACGUGUCCCAACUCAUGGGAAGGUAUUGGCUAGGAGUAUUUUUCUGAUCGCGUUGAUCUGCUGAUUUUUGGCCUCUAGUGGGAGGCAGAAAUGGUACAUGAAUUUCAGAACCCGUUUGACAGUUCAUUUGGUUAAAGCAUCUAAAUCUCAGUGGCAAAUCAUAAAGUGUUUUGUUGUAUUAAGUGAUUUGAGACCUCGGUUUCUAUUUACCUCACGAUUUAUUUCCCUCACACUCAUAGAAGCUACUAUCAUUCAUUUCCCGCAGCUUCUUUCAUUUCUUUCUUUGGUUUAAAAAGCAUAAAUAUUCAAAUUUGUCUGGUGACCUGCUUUCUCAUUCUUUAAUUGCAUAUUUUCAUACCAUAGCAACAUGUCUUUGAAUCUCUAACUGCACAAGGGAGAUAUAAAUAAUUUUUCCCCCCAUUUACUGGGACUUUAAGUCUGCAUGUGAUCUAUCUUUAAAAAAAAAAAUCUUUUGAAAGAGUGCAUUAAUGUUUCUGUUUAGGAGGGAACAUGAGUUAACAAAAAGGCUCUUUAAUACACUGGCCUUUGAGUCCCAGAAACAAGAUUGUAUUGCACUGAAGUUUCAAAUACCCUUAAUUUCUCCACUUUCAUUGGUACAUGGAUGUGUCUGGGAUAGCAUUCUAUUGGUUAAUCUAAGUAAUGCCGUCUUAAUUAACAUUGUAAGGGCUCGAUCACCUAUUACUAAGGAUAGUUGCUCAGUCAGCAUGCUCUUGUCAUGACAUUUUGCCAUGUUUCCUUUUGAUUUGACCGUACAGGCCGUUUUUAACAAUACCACCAAAGAUUCUUAGAUUUGUGUCACACACAAUACCACCAGCAUGCAUGUGGUGGAAGAAUGAAAGGUGUAGUCCGGUUGAAAAACUGUUUGACAGAUACAUGCUUGCCAUAUACUGUGAAGUAUGGAUGCAGAAGAGUGAAUUUUGUACUCAAGGUGGAAAAUUUCAGUGCUGUCGCUUAGCUUGGAACUUUGUUGUUGCAUAAGUUGAACAUUUGCAUUCCACCUUAUCCAUCUUUUUCUCAGCAUGUUCUGUAACCGUUAUACUAUUUGUUGUCUCUGUAUUUUUCCUCUCUCUUUCCUUUCUUUUUCUCUUUAUUUGCUCCUUGAAUUGCUACUUUGUUUCGUUCAAGAAAGCCUGCCUUAAAAUGUGAUUUAGUGUGCUAUCAAGAGACCACCUCUCACACUGAUGAAACAUCAGACCACAAUUGAGUAUUCAUGCCACUGUGCUGUCUGACGUGCGAGUGCUGCAUGUCAGUUUGUCCCCGUCUUUGUGAACUUAUUUUGGCCUUUACCUUCUCGAAGGAGUUAGAUGAUAAGGCAGGUUUUGCCUUUCUCUGUUUUUUUUUUUUAUUAUUAUUUUUUUUAAAUAGAAAACAAUCAUAAAAACAUUGUGGCACCUUUUUCAUUUAUCAGAGUUGCAGAAAGUUGAUUGCUUAUUGUCGCCAAAGUCGUUUUCUUUUACACGGUGCAUGUGUAUAUAAGGUACUUGGUUUGUUGUGCCAUACGGUUAUUUUUCUCUUUAGAAUAUUGUUCUUUUUUGUUUGUGUAAUUGUUAUUGGGGAGGCUGGGUUUUUUAAUAUCUUGCCUAGUGGAGGAGUGGCCUUGAAAAUAGUUUUGGUUGUGGAUGUGGUCUAGAAAUGACGGUGAUUUGAUUUGCAGACACAUUGACCAUUUGUCAGUAAGAGCUCGGAUCGUAUUGAGUUUAGUUCAUUUACAGUUGGGGUUUUAUGUUGUGUAAUUUAAGCAAAAGGAAAUGGGUUGAAUCUUAAAAAUAUUGAAAGACUUUAUUUUCCAGAAGUAGUUGUUUUAUUUCCUCAGGAUCUCUUGAAUGAUUUUUUUUUUUAUGAGUCUUUUACUAGUGUGAAUUAUUGCACUGCCUGGUGUUGUUUUAAAAGCAUUUUGUUUGUUUGUGUGAUUUUUUUCUUCUUCUUCUUCUUCGUUUUUGUUAUACAUUGUGUGAUUUUGAUUCCUUGUUGCCUUAAAUUUAAAUACAUCCUCGUGCUUUACCAUUUUGUGCUCUCUAAUCUUUAUUUUCACAGUAUAGGUUGAUUUAUUGCAUGAUUGUUGAGUUUUUCAUUGUUUUGUCAUCUGAAAAACAGUUGUGUUUAGUUUGUCCUGCACAAAUGCACAACUUUUGGACAAUAGCCAAAGACCACAUGGAGGCCUUUCAUUGUGUCCUCCUUCAUAAAGAGCUCAUGUGUAUUGCUCCAUGCCACAUAAACUGCUGCGUCUACGAGGGAUGUAGUUUCUCUGUUAAUGUUAGUCGUGUUCAGCUACCUGUCCCCUCCUCCUUCAGAACUGUAGAGAACAUGGGAACUGGUGAAAUAGUAUUGGAACGGUUAGUACCCACACUGUCUUUAGAGAAGGUCUCUGAAGUGGGAACUGCAAACUGAUGCUGUUUCUUUUUAAUAAAUGUGCUAUUUUAUCUAA
Molecule: messenger RNA, 4121 nt
Organism: Cyprinus carpio (common carp)
Lineage: Eukaryota; Metazoa; Chordata; Actinopteri; Cypriniformes; Cyprinidae
Gene: mlec
Product: malectin
Cellular component (GO): membrane
Molecular function (GO): carbohydrate binding
Source: RefSeq, a predicted model, not a curated record